CACACCUCGAGAACAUCUGCACUCUACUAGAAUUAUUAUAGUAAAUAACUGCCUGUGACAAGUCUGAUACUACGGUAGUUGACGGCUGACAGUCCGACAUUGUAGACGCGUGUCCGGUGUAUGUCCGUCGGGAAUUUAACAAUUUAUACUUUUAUUUUUUCUCUGCAACUGUCUAAUUUUUUAUAUUUUACAUAUUUUGAGCUGGUAUAAUUUGAUUCUGAGCAAAGUUAUAACAAUGACUUACAAAUUAACAUAUUUCAACUUCACUGCUCUGGGUGAACCCAUCCGAUUCCUGCUGUCAUAUUUGAAUAUUGAUUUUGAAGAUAAACGAAUCGAAGUCGAACAAUGGUCAUCAGUUAAACACACCAUCCCGUAUGGUAAAGUCCCGCUGCUGGAAAUCGAUGGUAAAGUGUUGAAUCAAUCUUCGGCCAUCUGUCGUUAUUUAGCUAAAAAGGCUAAUUUAGCUGGUAGCGAUGAUUGGGAAUCUUUGUUGAUAGAUAUUGCCGUUGACAAUUUUCAAGAUUUUCGUAUGAGUAUAAUAUCGUAUUAUUACGAUCCAAAUGAAAAAUCUAAAGCUGAAAAGUAUGUUACGUUGGUGAAUGAAACUAUUCCAUAUUACAUGGAACGAUUUGAAAACAUUGUUGUUGAAAAUAAUGGAUACUUUGUAAACGGAAAGUUAUCUUGGGCUGAUUUAUUCUUUGUAGCUAUUUUGGACUACUUAAAAUUUAGAUCAGAAAUUGACUUAUUGAAAGGUCGUCCUAACUUACAAGCUCUCCGAGAGAAGGUAUUAGCAGUACCCACGAUUAAAUCAUGGAUUGCAAAACGACCAGUGACUGUUGACAUUGCAUAAUUUCGUCGUCUUUAUUAGAUAUAUUUAAUUAAAUCAUAUAAUACCCACUAUAAAAUUAGAUCUAAGUACCACGUACAUAUUUUAAUACGAUAUGGAUGGUAAAAUGGUUUGUUUAAAAAUACUUGCUUUCCGAUUAUAAUAAUUGCGGACAUAUUAUAAUAUAUAUAUUGUAUUAUUUACAUUGUAAGCUAAUGUAGUCAAUUUGCAACAGAAUAAAGUCAAAAUGUACAGUUA
Messenger RNA from Myzus persicae (green peach aphid), 1084 nucleotides. RefSeq names its product glutathione S-transferase-like. The transcript is spliced from 5 exons. Gene Ontology annotation, molecular function: glutathione transferase activity. Gene Ontology annotation, biological process: glutathione metabolic process. Lineage: Eukaryota; Metazoa; Arthropoda; Insecta; Hemiptera; Aphididae. Bases 236 to 850 code for a protein of 204 amino acids. The record is from RefSeq and is a predicted model, not a curated record.